ACCAUCAGUUGUGACAGCUAAACAGGAACGCAGCAUUACAAACAAGGGAGUGUCUUGGGGAAGCUGAUUUCACGUCUGCUUGUCAGAUUUCUUUUGGAAACCACAUUUAGUUGUCACAUUUCAAAUUGAAACAAUGGAGGAAUAUCACUCUGGUGAAGAGGUACUCUUCAACCCAGAUGAAGCAAGUAACUAUGUUAAAGAGUGUAUUGAAGGGAUCAUCGGGGGCAUGGACUAUAACCAGAACAAAGUGAACCAAUGGACAGCGAGCAUCGUGGAACACUCUCUCACCCAGUUGGUCAAACAGGGGAAGCCCUUCAAAUACAUUGUGAACUGUGCUGUGAUGCAGAAGAGUGGAGCUGGCCUACACACAGCUAACUCCUGCUACUGGGACACAGCCACUGAUGGGAGCUGUACGGUGAGAUGGGAGAACCGCACCAUGUACUGUGUAGUCAGCGUUUUCGCCGUGGCUGUGGCCGUCUAGCCGAGGAGCACCAGAAGGGGUGCAAGACCCAGCAACAAAAAUGCGGACGUACGCAAAGGUGGGGGAAACGGUCAAUGCCUUUGAAGAUCUAAUGCUGAAAUCUAACGACAUGAAAUGUAUGUUUAAAAAAAAGUGAAAACUCGCCACCGCCAUGGAUUCGCAAAAAAAUAUUGGAACACUUGUGGAGUGCACUUCUGUCAAUUUGUGCAUCCGUUGAUAACGACAUUUUACACGUGUGCUCGACUUUCACGCAGAGGUACUGUGUGCUACAGUAAUCAUCGUCUGUAUCGUACUGGAGUCAGUGCCGUAUACACAGUGUUUGCUUUUGCCAGAGAAAAUGGAUUACCUGGUAAAAUGUGACCAGGUAAGGACAUUCUUUCAAGUAACUUUUCAUGUUUUUUUUUUUUCUUGGCUCUAAAAUAGUUUAUACAAUAUACACGUUUACUGGAAAAUAGCUAAAACAUAAAAUAACUAAACCAUAGGAAGUCAUUUAGCAUUAAAAAAAUCCUGUUUUUGGACUGAAAUGAGAGAAGCAAUAUGUGUAUUUUGUUCUUGCUGAUGCUGAAGAAUGUGGCUACGUAGUACAGUAUGAAUUUUAAACACGUUCUUUUUUUGUAAUUCUAUCAUUUAAUUCAUUCCAUCCAUUCUUUAUUGGGAGGUUGUUAUUGUUUGUAAGCGCAUUUCUGCCCUCAUGGAAAAACAUUGUGCGUGCUUUGUACACUUGGAAUUGGUUCGAGAAGCCCCAUCUGUUCUGUCUCGAGGUUCUUAUUUGGACUUUGUCAGAAUUGUUGUAGAUUCAAUGAUCAUUUGAAGGACCAUCUCAGUGGAGUCUGUUCCUUUUAAAAUUAUUUAUGGUGCUAAUUUUAAGGUGCAAUUUUAAAACUGUAAAAUAUUUUCAUUGUAAUUUAUUGUUAUUUUAAAUUGAGUGGCUUGCAGUAAUAAAAAAAGAUUAAGCUUCAUAAGAAAAUGAAGGAAUAGUAUUGUGGUGGUGUUGUGGAAAAAGUAAUAACUGAAAGACUGGUUGACAUGAAACAAAUGUAAUCUAGGCCUAAUGGUCUUCAGUUUAUAUUUGAUAAUUGCAUAUUUGUGGUACACAUUCUUUGCACACAUUGCCCCAACUGUUUACAUUUAUUGCUGAAUGGAUAGUCUAAUAAUAAUGUUCUUUUUAUUUCAUGAAUGAUUACUAGAAUUGUGUUUGUGGUUAAAAACAUAACUCUCGAUUCACAGUCCAUGUACAGGCGGGCAGUCUUAUUUUGAAAGAGUGACCCACCCUUGACUGGUUCAGCCUUCAGUAUCAGAUCUGUCUGACUUUCAUAAAGGCAGCGUUUAUGCAACUGCUGAGCUCACACACACACACACACACACACACACGGAUGUCUGUUGUUUGGUAUUGAAAACCUGAAUGUUUCCUGCUACAUGCUUGUAGAGUGUUGAAGUGUAACCUGCAGUGGUGUUGCCUCAGUGACACUUGGCCAUGUGUUAGAGAUGCGAGACGAGCGUGUCUGGAGCAGGGGGAGAUUUGUGUGUGUGCCGUGUUGAGCUGCAGCUGCAGUUGUGGAGAAUGUGCAGUGUCUCUGGGUCACAUGGUUCCUGGCCGGGGGGGCUCUGCCUUGUGUUGCACCACGGAAGGCCAGAGACCAGAGCACAUCCUGUACAGGGGAAUGGCCCAGCGCUGUAAAUAAACGUUAUUAAUCUUCCCAA
This is a messenger RNA of Anguilla rostrata (American eel), 2182 nucleotides long. RefSeq names its product dynein light chain Tctex-type 3 (gene dynlt3). Gene Ontology annotation, biological process: microtubule-based movement. The transcript has 5 exons. NCBI's taxonomy places the organism in Eukaryota, Metazoa, Chordata, Actinopteri, Anguilliformes, Anguillidae. Gene Ontology annotation, molecular function: dynein intermediate chain binding. Gene Ontology annotation, cellular component: cytoplasmic dynein complex; cytoplasm. Bases 134 to 481 code for a protein of 115 amino acids. The record is from RefSeq and is a predicted model, not a curated record.